GAUAUGAUCGUCCGGUGGCCCUGGCGCGUUCCUCACUGCUACCACCACCAUGUCAUCGUCGUCCGCUCUCUACCGGCCCAUCUCGAGCGAUCCUGAAGCAGAAGAAAUCCGAGACGAGGUCGAAACCGUCCCCGUCCCUGGCUCUGCCCUGUACCUCCGUUUCUUUGCCUCCGGAGCGUUCGCUGACUCGAACGAAGCGCUGAAGAAUUGGUGGAUUAUCGAAUCAAAUGGAUUCAUUUUAUUCUUGGAGCCGCGACGUUGCUCCCGUGGAACGGUAUGGUCGGCGCUUGAGGCAGCGCGGCGUCGGGAGCUGAUCUGCGCCUGCAGCGAUGAUAACUGCCUUCCCCUUCUUUCUCUCUCGUCUGCAAGACUCCCCGAUCCGCGUGGCGGCCACAUCAUACAUCUCCUGCUCAUUCACGUUCUCCAACUUCAUCUUCCUCGCAAGGGCCACCGUGACCUCCAAGCAGGUGUGUGUCUGUGUACGCCUCCGGGCGCGAGCCCAGUCGCAACUCACGACAUCUUCCACCAGACUUCCCCUUCAAGACGUGUCUCCUUCUCCACAUUGGCUCUGGCUGUGCUCACGAUGCUUCUCACGCUAAGCACGUUCACGCGGGAUGUCACACCCGCGGUGUUCUUUGCCUUCGUGCUUGCCAACGGCAUACUCCAGGCCUCAUUCGGCGCGCACCUGCAGACAGCCAUAAUCGUCAUCGCCUCGCUCUUCGGACCCGCGGCGGUCCAGGCGACCAUGGCAGGCCAGGCGGGCGUCGCAGUGGCCGUGAGUUCCGUCCAGUUCCUCAGCGCCCUCGCCUUCGUCUGGGGCCAGUCGCCCAAGAGCCUGGAGACGUAUGUGAGCGACGGCGAGCCCGAGGCGCGGUCCGCGAUGAUCUUCUUUGGGUUGUCGACCGUGUUUCUCGUCUUUACGGUCGCCGCGAAUGCUUGGCUCGUGAACAUGCCUGCCUACAGGACCAUUGCGGGAUCGCUGGAGCACAGGAAGGAUGGCACCGGGAGCGCGGACGAGCUUCGCGGCCUUGUUUCAAGCGGCCGAGUUGAGCUUGUUGAAGAGAAGGGACAUCUUAUCCGGAUCGCGAAAGUCAAUGCGCCGUACGAAUUGGCCGUGUGCUGCGUUUUCCUCGUCACAUUGGCCUGCUUCCCUGCGAUCACGACAUCCGUCAUGCCCACAAAUCCCAAGACGCACCCGCUGCUGUUCAGUGCGCUGCAUUUCCUAAUCUUCAACGUCGGUGAUUUCGGUGGAAGAUAUCUGUGCUCUUUCCCGCGGUUGCUGAUCUGGUCGGCGAAUCGUUUGCUGACGCUGUCCUUCGCGCGGGCUCUGUUCGUUCCGCUAUUCCUCAUGUGCAAUGUGCAGUCGCAUCCUGGAGCAACAAACCCGUCGGCACCGAUCAUCAAUUCGGAUGUCAUGUUCUUCCUACUCUUGCUUCUGUUCGGCGUAUCGAACGGCUAUGUAUCGAGUCUCUGUCUGAUGGCCGCUCCUUCGCUCGAACACAAUCCACGGCUGAGAGGGCGCAAGGAAGAUGUCGAUGUUGCCGCUACAGUCGCCACGUUCUGCACUGUGGGAGGUCUCGUGCUGGGCAGUUUUGCCAGCUUUGCGGUCCGUGCGGCUGUCUGCGAAUGCAAUCCGUUUACAGAACAGUAGUUGCAUUGAGUGGAACAUCAUUGUACAUUAAAUUAUGUUGAAUAGAUAGACUGACAGGUCGUAAA
Messenger RNA from Mycena citricolor, 1716 nucleotides. The record is from the annotation of a GenBank genome assembly. Lineage: Eukaryota; Fungi; Basidiomycota; Agaricomycetes; Agaricales; Mycenaceae.